Molecule: messenger RNA, 3830 nt
Organism: Prorocentrum cordatum
Lineage: Eukaryota; Dinophyceae; Prorocentrales; Prorocentraceae
Source: the annotation of a GenBank genome assembly
GUGGCCUCGCCCCUGGCAUGCAGUGGAUCGCGGUGGCCAACGACGGCCACCCGGGGGCACCCUCCAUCGGGACCGACUGGAGCGUGGACGCCACUGCCGUCGUCAUGGGCAAGUUCGCGCUGGUCAAGCUCGGGUCUGCCACCCUCGUGCUGGAGAGCAUCGCGGUCGGCAGCAAGAAGAAUGUGCUGGUCUCGAGGAAGGGCGAAGUCGAGCAGGCGGUGGUCCGAGCUUCGGGAGCAGGCCUGCCAGGAGCUGGUCUCGGACCUCAGGCGAUGGGAGACGGGACGGCGGCUGCAGCGCCGCUCAAGUCUUCUGACGCACGGGUGCUGCCGGUGCUGUACGAUCAGAUGGGCCAGAGGUUCAGGGCCUACUCGAACGCCGUCGGGCUGCUGGAGGAGCCGCGGUUCGACGACUUCCCUGUGGUCGGCCCGAGGACGACGCUCUGGCUGUGCAGGUUCAUCAGAGACCAGGGGAGCGCGCCUCGCACCAGGACCGAGAAGUGGAUGCGGGACGCCCAUGUGCCGGACAACGACAGGGUCAGGCACGAGCAUGGCAGUCUCAUGGAGAUUCUUGAGACUGCGCUCACGUAUGAUCAGCUGGACGUGUCUGCCCUCGCCUCCUUCGAGAUCCCGUCGAGAAGGGUUCAGCUGUUGGAGGAGGCUUACACGUCCAAUCCGAAGGCGCCGCGGUUCGAUGGGAGCGAGCACUUCCAAGGCCUCGGCAGGAAGGUCGCGGCCGUGGCGCCGCAGCUCACCUCGCACGUGGCGUUGCAGCUCCAGGGCGAGGCUGCGAUCCAGAAGGAACGACGCAAGGGCUGCGACGAGUUUUUGACCAAGGCAUGGCAGACGGUCGGCAGCGUGACCUUCUACCCCUGCCUCGACAUCAUGACUGGGAAGGCCCUCGUAGCUCACUCAGUCGUGGAGUUCAGCAACGUAUUUGUCGCCGUGCUUGGAUCGACAGGUGGUGAGCAGGCGCGCGCUGCUGCUGCCUUGGCCCGUGAAGCGGCUGAAGCUGUGCCCUUGCCUAAGGAGAGACCCGCCCCGCAAGAAGCCCUGGCGGCGCUUCUGCGCACAGACGCCCGCUAUGGUGACAGCGAGUGCGCCGGGAGCAUUGCACCGUUUGGUUCGGCUUCAGUAUCUCUGCCGAGCCGCGACCUGCACGGGGUGGACAUCUACAACGUUCUGCCCUCGGACGCGUCGCACAAGCUCAAGCGGUUUCGCGACGCCAUCCUUCUCAGUGACGAGGAGUAUGCAUUGCGUAUCAAGAGCGAGGGACUGCCCAACCUUUACUUUGACCCAGUGCUGGAGGCACAGCCUGCGAAGUGGGAGGGUUUUUGUCGGGAUCUGCGUGACAGAGGACUGGUACGCUGGACUCGAACCUACAAAGAAAAGGUGGGUUUGUUCUUUGUUCGCAAAAAGAGUGGUGAAUUCCGACUUAUGUGCGAUGCACGAAGGACCAACAUACGAUUUGACAUCCCAGACUCAAUGCAGCUUGCUACUGGCGACUCGCUCAGCCGUCUUGAGUGCGCCUCUGACCAGACCAUCUUUUCGGCCAGCUUCGACAUCAAGGAUUACUUCCACGAGCUCAGGAUCGAUGAGGAAUUAUCUCAGUAUUUUGCUCUACCAGCGGUCCGUGCCUCGGCGGUGGGGGCGGGGGGCAUCAAUGGUGUCAAGGUUGGUCCAAGUGAGCUCAUCUACCCGCUGGCAUACGUCGACAACUUCGGGGUCUUCGGCUGUGACAAGGCCGAAGUUGAGGCCACGCACCGUCAGGCUCUCGAAGGCAAUCGGCAGGCAGGCUUUCACGUGCAUGAGAUCGAGCAGGUCAGCACCUCUUUGGACAUCGUGGGAGCGCACCUCGAUGGAGAUAAGAAGGUGGUCAGGCUGUCCUCCGCCAGGGCGUGGCGACUGUACGCUGGGCUACAUGCUCUUGUACGACGCGGGCGCUGCACUGGGAGGGAGAUGCGAGCCAUGCUUGGGCACCUCUGCUUUGCUUUCUUGCUUCGGCGCCCUUGCCUAUCCUGCAUCGCGGCCUCCUUCGCCUUUGCCGAGGCGGCCGGAGGGGAGCCAAAGAACCUCUGGCCGAGCGUCAAGAGGGAGCUCCUCAUCGCCGCUGCCAUCCUGCCGCUGGUCUACGCCGACCUCGGGGCUGGCUGGCUCGACCAGGUGGUUGCGACGGAUGCUUGCGAUACUGGUCUGGGCGUCUGUGCGGCUGAGUGGGACUCCCAAGAUAUACGGAUCACUGGCAGCUACGACGAGCGCUGGAGGUUCAAGAAGGACCCGCUGCGCAAGCACCGUGAGGUCGCCUUGGCGGGAUACGACCACGCCGACCCGCCGAUCGACAGAGACGGCAACCUCGUGGCGGGCGUCAGCGAGGGCGCCUGGCUUGCCAUCGGGAACUUUCCCGACGUUGCGCCUACCUCGGUCAGAGGCUCGAAGUGGGCCGUGGUCGCUAAGCGCCCCUGCGGCAGCCGCGAGGGGGCGAUCCACGUCAAGGAGGCGAGAGGCGCCAAGCUCGGCCUCAAGCACGUGGUUCGCUGCGGGCGCUGGCGGCGCAGCAAGGUGCUCAUGCUGGUGGACAAUAUGUCACUCGCGCUGGCCAUGCAGAAGGGCCGCUGCCGCGAUCCAGCCCUCCUCGGCCAGCUUCGUCAGAUGGCCGCGCUGCAGCUCGCCACUGGGCUGCGGGUGCAGUGCCGCUGGAUCCCGUCCGAGGCCGCAGGAUCAGGACCAUCCGAGCAGGCGAUCCUGGCCCGGCCUCCGGCGAUGCGGGCCGAGCCUCGAGGCGGCUCGCGGAGAUCGCGAGUCACAACCUCGACAAGGCUGGCUGCCGCCCGGCGGUCGGCCAGCAGCGGGGGCCUCUCCUACCUCGAGAGCGUCGCUGUGAAGCCCGUCCAGAUCGAGGAUUACCACAGACGGAUCGAGGAGUUCUACGAGUACGCCCGCCGCCAGGGCUUGAACGUCAGCACCUUGGACUCGCUGGAGACGGCCCUCCUGGACUGGGCGGGCGAGGCGUAUCUCGAGGGCAGGAAGAAGCACGAUGGCGAGAAGCUGAAGGCCGCUGUGCUCCACAACUACCCGAACCUGAAGCGGCCCAACACCAAGCCGCUGGCCAGGUUCGAGAGAUGCUUGAAGGCCUGGGGGCGCCGGAGGCCCGCGCUGGGCCGUCUGCCACCCCCGUGCCCGACGAUCUGUGGCCUGGCUGUGGCUCUCCACCUCCUGGGCCGCACGGACAUGGCUGUAGCCGUGCUGGUCGCGCUGAGCGCCUACUUGCGGCCAGGGGAAUUGUGUGGGCUCCGCGUUCGGGACGUCGUCCCACCCGCGCUUGGCUACGGGCCAGAGUACCAGAAGGGGUCGCUGAUCCUGGGGCCUUCGGACAGCAUCGGAGGCCCCACCAAGACGGGCGUCUACGACGACAAUGUGACGAUGGACCACGAGAACCUGCAGUUCCUCGACCACUUCUUCGAGCUGCACCGCCAGGGAAAGGGGUCGAGCGACCCGCUGUGGGGCUUCACGCAGGCGGAGUUCGGGGCCAUGAUCGCGAAGGCGCUGAAGGUGUGCCAGCUCGAGGGCCUGGGGGUCGCCCCCUGCAGCCUUCGGCGCGCGGGCCCGUCGUGGGACGUCAUCACGGGCAGGAGGUCGCAGCUGGAGGUCCAGCGUCGCGGGCGCUGGGCCAGCACGAGCUCUCUCAUCAGGUACGAGAAGUCCAGCAAGGUCAACUCCCUGCUUGUGAACCUGGACGACAGCGUCCAGGAGUACCUCAGGCUCUGCACGGCGCACCUUGGAGACAUCCUCCUCGGCACGGUGAGCGCGCCCCGACCGCCUGGCUGGAGCGAG